UUCGGGCCAACGGACGCAGCGAUGGCAGAGAUAUGCCAGAAACCGGCUCCUCCGUGGCGUAGCUGUUUUGGCUCGAGUUCUGCCGAAACAGUUCUCGAUCUCGCUUGCUCCACUGAGCGAGCAGUCAGACUCAUGCCGCGCUCGGGCGCUGAUGACGGCUUGCCCGCAGCGAUGGCAGAUAGCGAGUCGCCCGCCAGUGCCCGCAAAAGGCCGGCUGCCACGGCCAUUGCGUGCCCGCCAAAGAGAACGAAGCAGGACGACGACAGCAGCGACGCUCCGCUGGCAGCCAAGCCACAACCCAAGGGAAAAGCAAAGGCAAAAGCAAAGGGGCAGGCGCCGAAGCCCGCCAAGGGCAAGGCAAUGGCUGCGCCAGUCGAGCCACCUGCAGACGAGGAGAGGGCCGCGCCCAAGGCCAAGGCGAAGGCCCUGCUCGUGGCCAAGAGCAAGGCGCCGACAGCGAGCAAGAGCAUGGCUGCCCCGCCCGUCGAGCUGCACCCCGUCAAGGCCGAGAUCACGGCUGGUGAGCUUAGUGAACUCGAGAAGCUCAAGGGCAUGAAGGUCCCGAAGCCCGUGGUUGCGGCGAGGGACUCGCUGAAGAAAGCAGGCAUCUCCAAGCUCGAGGAUUUGACCGCUGACAAGCUCAAGGAUGUUCUUGAUGAUGACUCGCUCAAGAGCCUGUUCAGCUCAUUGGGAACGACUUUAAAGUCAAAGUGUCCUAUGCUGCACGCUAAGUACGUGAAAGAUACCACGGGCCGCGCUUCCAUCGAGCGCAAGCGAGAGUGGUUGACCAAAUUCAUCAUUGACCCAACAAGCGGAGGUUGCUCCGCAGGGCAAGACACCACCGUCGGCAGCAGGGACGAGUCGGAGAGCCUCACCGAGUGGCUGACAGAGGAGCAGCUCGGAGGGCCAAUGUACCUCAAUUCGCCGCUGCAUGCAUCUAUCAUCGUAAAGUCUUUGGAUUGCAGACCGCAUCGCAACGGGUUGCUGGCAGAGGCGGGCGUGAGGGAGUACAAGUUCUCGAAGGAGAUCCUCAGGGAGAUCGAGUUCAAGAACAACUCGUCGAGCGUGAGUUCGAGCGUGGACGUCAACGCAGAUACCUACAAGCAGAUCCAGGGCGCCAUGAUGGGCCAGGCGAUCUCCAGCGCCUUGCCCUUGUCCGACGGCGCGGCAGGGGAAUCCGAGAAGGAGAAGAAGGACCGCGAGAGGAAGGAACGGGCCGCAGCCAAGGCCGAGAAGGAGAAGCAGGAGGCACAGCAGAACCCGAUGAAGGCAAAGGUCGACGAGGCCAAGAAACUUCUCGACGAGCAGAUCAAGAAAGCAAAAGCGUGGGCCCGAAGCGUGGACGACGAGCUGAGAGAGAUCCCAGGGUACCAGCUGAAACUUCAGAGGAAGGGCUUCCCGCAGUCGAUGGGCGAUUACCUCGCAGAGCAGGGGAACCAGCACCGACUCAGCAUGGAGAAAUUCGCCAACGGCAUCUACACGGAGGCAAAGUCUGUCAAGGGCCAGUCUUCGAACGACCCGCAGGUCUACACCACCAUGUCCGACAAGCUCAAACAUGACCUCGAGCAGGAGACUACAAAGUUCAACACAUUCAAGAAAUCUACGUUGGACGAGAUGCGCAAGAUGAAGGAUUCGUCUUGA
Messenger RNA from Prorocentrum cordatum, 1641 nucleotides. The record is from the annotation of a GenBank genome assembly. NCBI's taxonomy places the organism in Eukaryota, Dinophyceae, Prorocentrales, Prorocentraceae.